AUGUAUCAGGAAAAGUCAGAAUGUGAAAAAUCAAUAAUUAAAACACUACAAAGUCAACAGAAGCAAUUUAUGGACGAGAAACGACGACGUGCAGAGAGAAAUGAAAACAUUUUACGGACAUUGGAACGAGUUGAUUAUCAAGCUCAACUGCUGGCAUCUAAAACUGAAAGAUUGAGGGCACUAAAGAGGCAAUACGAGAGAUAUUUAUUGAGUUUAUGGACGACAAGAAAAGCGACUGAAACAUCAUCAGUUUAUUCAUUACCGCAAAAUCUCAAAACAAUUGGUAAUAUACAGAGACCAUUUACGGCAAAGUAUGACGAAUCACCGAUUCAUCAAUCAUCGUAUUAUACAAGUAAAGCUUCCGCAUUUGUUACUGACUUAAGGCCAUCAAAUUAUCUAUUAAAUGCACCCUCGUAUAUAUCAAUGUCUUCUACUUCUCCAAUUACUACACACACCUAUCAAAAUAAUCAAUCACUCUAUCGUGAAGUGCCAUUGACAUCAACAGCAAUAGCAGAAAAUUCAAUUAUAUCGAGCAAUUAUCGUGGAAGAGCUUUAGCAUCGUCACCUGCUUUAGAAAUUGAACCUUCAUCUUAUCCUUCCACAUUAUUAUAUCCUCAAAUACUUCAAUAUGACUAUACAACAACGCAAAUGCCAAUAGUAUAUACACAUAAAGCUCCAGAUGAUAAUAAUAUGAAUAAUAAAAAAUCAUUUCAUCCUUCUCAUGACAAUGCCAUCAAUAUUGGUGACAUGAAUCAGCCAACAACAAUUAAUUCAAUUUACAGUCAUACGGAUUUACAGCAGCCAGCACCGCAAUUACCACUCGAUGAGAAAUCAUCAUUAUCAUCAUUUCAAUCCAUUUAUAAUCAGCCACAAGAAUACCAUCAUAAUUACAAUAGUGAUAGAAACAUGAAAAUGUCAAAAGCAUAUCACGACAACCCAUUAAUAAAACCAAUUGGUGUUGGUAGUGUUGUGUCUUCAGCAUCAACAGAUUUUAUACCGCAGCAAAAAACUCAACAACAGAAAGUUCCAAUGUCAUUUGAGAAUCGAUUAAAUAAUGACUCACAACAAAUGUUUAAUCCUGAGAAUUCGAUUCAUAUGAGUGAUGCCGAUACGGACGAUAGUAGUGAUGUCGAAAAAUCAUCAUCAAAAAUGACAUUCGGAUAUAAAAAACUUGAUGUACCACAAACAUCAAAUAACAUGUUUGAUAUAAAAUUUAGUGAUACAAAUGUUCAGCAGUCAUGUGAGAAUACGGCAACAAUAGGAUCAUCAGAUUCGUCUACAUUUAUCAAGCAUUCUGAUAUAAAAUCCAUUAAUGAAACAACACCGGUUCUUGUUGCAGCACCGAAUGAUGAUGGAAAUAUUAUGCAUCAGGUGUGGGAGAAGGUGAUUGAAGCAGAACCAACGCCAACAGAUACAGCACAACAAAGUAGUUUUGUUAUACCAAAAAUUAUUGUUGAGACACAAAUUGACUUGACAGAAUCAACAACAAUAAAAGGAACGACAGAACUUGAGUCAAGGGAUAUAACAACAAUGGAUGAAGGUGAGAAACAAGAUAGGGAUAUACCUGAAAAGCUAUUAAAUCAAACAAGUUAUGAAAUGGAAAAGCACUCAGCCGAUAAUCGACAAAAUGAAUCUGUACCAUCGUCCGCAUCUGUAUCUUACAAUAAUUUACCAUUAACGGAUACAGAAAUGACAAUUUAUCAUUAUGACAAACAGCCAACAGACACAAAUGAGCAACAGCCACAAUCGAGUGCUGAAUAUGAAUUGCGUAAUUUUGACGAUAUCAAAAUCUCGUCAUCGUCGGAUGGUGAUUCUAACGUCAUAACAUGUGAAUCUGAAAUGAAGGGCAAUAAUUCAUUCGCUGAAGGCGAUACAGCAGCAGCAGCAACACCAACAACAAUAAAUAAUAUUAAUGAUGAUAAAAAUCUGAAAUCAUCACCAUCUAUACCGACGUCGAUGGCACUGAAUGAUAAAAUUGGUGAAAUCUACCGUAAGAUUGAGAAAAUCGAGGGCAAAUAUUAUGGGGAGAAAGGUAAAAUAAUGGAAAACUUUGAAAUGAGAAGAUUGUCAGCAGCGUCAUUGAGUGAUGAGGCAAAAAUUGACGUUACUCAACCGAUGGUGAAUAAAAAUGAUGAUUUAAGUAAAAUUUCAUCCCAAGAGCAACAAGAAUUUAAUCAGAAUGAGAACGAACGAGAAUUUAGUGUCAUGGACAUACGACAACAUGUCGGUGAUGAUGAUGCAGUUGUAGGUAUUGAUAAAAAUGACAAAAAUUUGAUUUCUCAAAAUGAAUGGGAAAGUAAUCAAAGUGAAUACGCAGUAGAUACGGAUGGGAUUCAAAAGAGUUCAUAUGAGUCCCAAAUGGAUAGCCAAUCUAAUUACAAUUAUUAUCACCAGCAGAAUCAAAGUCUGAAUGAUUCAGGUGAAACACAGCAAAUUGACACAAAUUUUCAACAGCAGCAGCCGGUCGAGUAUGUGGAAAAUCCUCAAUACACUCAAAUGUAUGAACAAAAUCAACAAUCAGUGUUUGAGAAUCAGGAUUAUGCUGUUCCUACAUCUUCCUUUGAGGAUGCAAGCGGAAAUAAUAACAAUAAUAGUGCUGGUGAUUAUCAAACAAGUUCAGUUCAACAAUUUUCUUAUGAACCAUCAGUGCAAUAUCAACAAAACGAUCCAGAGCAGGAUUCCCAGAGGCAUCAAUAUGAGGACUCCUACGAAGAACAGCAACAACAACAAAUGGAAAAUUUAUACGAGCAGCAGCAACAGCAUCAGGAGAAUCUUUCAUUACAACAAUCCGAUAGUGAUGCAAAUAAUUUUAAUCCUUAUAAUCAACAUCAAUUGGAAUCCAAUUAUCAACAGAGUAAUUAUAUUGAAUCAUCAGUUGAUGAUCAAAAUCCAUCUAAUUAUGCAAAUGAAUCAGUUUAUUAUGAUUAUGUUGGUACUCAAAAUCAGAAUUAUUCAUCUGAUGGCAAUGCUACUGAUGUUCCACAAACAAUGUAUGAUGAUCAAAAUUAUACACAUCAAAUGACACAAGAAUAUGAAAGAGGGAAUGUCAAUGAUGUAGAAGGUUCUCAAUUGAAUGAAUAUCUCCCAUAUCAGAACGACAGCAACAUUAUUGAAGGUAAUGUGUAUCAGGAUCAGUCGAAUGAAAACAAUUAUAAUGGCACAGAUAGUCGGCAAGAUGAGAGAAAUUUUAUUGAAACAUCAAAUGGAAUGAGUGCUUCAAAUGACGAUACAAACGAAUAUCAAAAUACAGAUGGUAGUUAUGUGAAUACAACAGAAAUAUAUCGAACAGACACAACACAAAUGACACUUGAGAAUGCAAAUUAUGAGACGCAACAUCUUGUACAGCAGUCAGGUAAUGAAAAUGUCGAGCAAACAACAAACGAGAUUUAUAAUAAAGAUGAUGAGAGCUAUCAUGAAGGAGGAACAGCAUCAACAACAUCAAGUGAUGUAUCAUCAAAGGCACAUGCAAUGGAUAACGAGAAUCGAGAGAAUGUUGUGCCUUCAACAAAGCGUGAUGAUAUUAAAUUGGUAAAGCAAUUACUCGAUAGUGAGUCGUCUGACGAUCCAAAUUCUACUCGCUCUAAUUUACUCAAAACAGCAAUUAAGGAGGAAGUCGAUGAAAGUGAUUUUGAUUUUUCUGCAAAUUAAUUUUUUUUAAUGCCAUGGAUUCAAUAGACAAUUUGAAGAAGUUCUUUAAUUUGAAGCUAUAGAAAUGAUUUUCAAUGACUUAUUUUCAUUUUAAUUGGGACACUUCUGUUUUAUGAUGAAGUCUUCUUGACAUUGUUUUGAUCAUGCUGAGUUGCAUCUGAUAUAGAUAAAGUUGCAUGAAUAUGGGUUAUAUUGUAGCAUCUUUUGACCUUUAGAGUGAUAGGCUAAAAUGAUGUCGGAUUCAGUAUAAGACUGGCACUAAGUUGAAUUAAAGACACGUUAAAAAAUUUAAAUAUUUGCCUUAAAAUGAGAAUUAAUUUGAAAUUAAUCUUUUGAAAAAAUUCGUUUUAAUUUCCACGAACAUUUAUGUUCACUUAUUUAACUUUACUUUAAAUCUUUUAAUGCUUUGAAUGAAUAUGUAAAUUAACAACAUAUAAGGGGC
Chironomus riparius is the source of this 4090-nucleotide messenger RNA. The record is from the annotation of a GenBank genome assembly. Lineage: Eukaryota; Metazoa; Arthropoda; Insecta; Diptera; Chironomidae.